AUGACUACCAACCUGCGAUUUAGACUCGACCAACGGACGUGCGAUAGACGUCUCGAACAUGGAAAUGAAGUAGUUGACGAGGUCGACAAUAGUGAACGUCAGGGCAAAGGAAACCGAAAUGCCCAGAAGCGUGUAGAUCGACACCUUGAGCAGAAACGGAGAAAGGCAACCUACCAUCAGUCCGAAAUAGCGCAGGAACUGACGCUGCUUGCCGUCUACCUCCGUGGUGGCGACGGUCAGACGCCAGAGAAUUACAAGGCCGAUAACGAUGAAAGUGAACGCGAAGUACUGCAGGGAAGUGAAACACAACGGACGCAGACACACCAGGGUGAAGAACGGCGAGGUGGAAACCUCAACCAAAGCGCAAUUCACGAUGAGAGAGCAUAUCGCACCGAUGAUACCGCCGCAGAAUGA
This is a messenger RNA of Babesia ovata, 414 nucleotides long. Its product is annotated as ATP-binding cassette sub-family A member 2, putative. The record is from RefSeq and is a predicted model, not a curated record. The transcript is spliced from 2 exons. The coding region runs from base 1 to 414 and encodes 137 amino acids. NCBI's taxonomy places the organism in Eukaryota, Apicomplexa, Aconoidasida, Piroplasmida, Babesiidae.